AUGUCGAACCCCCAAGAUAACCCUGGAACUCCUCCACAACCUACUCCCUCUGAUUCAUCCACCCAUCCUCCACCUAGCACUACCCCUCAACCUAGGAGAAGGCGAGUAAAAAUGCUUGCUCGCAAAAAGGUGGCAUUUGGUGCUUUAUCAAAGAAAUUGAACGAGAAACUAAAGGCAAGUCAGGACCAAGAUUCUAACUCUGAUUCUGAUUCGUACAUAUCUACUAGUGAGGGAGAAGGACCUGGGUCUUUUGACUCGGAGAAGGCUAAAAAAUCCCCUUCUAAGGAAGGAGUGGAGGUAAAAAGAAAAUUGAAAAAAGAAAAAGAGAGGGAGGGUGGAUGUGGUGGUGUAAGGGGAAAAGGGAAAGGAGUGGCUGAUUCCUCACCCACUUCUGAAUUGCAUGUACCAGCUAUUUGUGGGGUUGCUCAGGAAACUGUGGAAAAAAGUGGCAAGAAGUCAGGGGGAAGUGGUUCAGGGGAGGCUGCUGAGGGGUUAGUUGAUUUAAGUUCACAGGGAGAUGAACCUGGUUCAUCAAUUGAAGAAACCCUAGCAGACCUUUUGAAAAAGGUAGGAGCAAGUUAUUAUCCAAAGAAGAGGAGAACUCCAACACCAAAAGCCCCCUGCACUGCUAAACCUUCCAAGAAACGAAAGGCCUCCUCCCCAACAACUAUUGAAAUUCCUUUGCCAAGCGGAAGAGCCACAAGGAGUAGAGUGAAAUAG
Molecule: messenger RNA, 720 nt
Organism: Nicotiana attenuata
Lineage: Eukaryota; Viridiplantae; Streptophyta; Magnoliopsida; Solanales; Solanaceae
Exons: 2
Coding region: 1-720 (239 amino acids)
Source: RefSeq, a predicted model, not a curated record